AUUGGCCUACACAAAUGGUAGGAAUGCAAUGUGUGCAAGAAUGGAAGAAGAGAAACAAGAAAGGGGAGCUGAAGUCCAGAAACACUGCCAGCAUUCUGAUAGAGUUUAGGGAGGCAAGUCAGCUUUGUGAAUGUCUGACUGACACUAGACAUUUAUAAGAUGCCUGGAAAUUACAGCAGGGGUUCAUUAAAGGCCGAACAGGUGUUUGGUAAUACUGCUGGUUCCCUCACUGUUUCUCUCCUCUGUGCAACACUGAUGCAUUGCAUUUCCUACCAGGAAAGCACUGAAACAUUUCACAGUGUAGCACUGGAUCACAGCACGCAAAAUGAGGAAGUACAGCUCUGAUUAUUUUGAAUGUGAAAAUGAUUUGAUCAGAUAAUUUGUUUUGUUUUGUUUUUUUACACCCUCUGACAUCAGAGUACAGGUCCAACAUCUCACCAAACCACUUUUUCUUCUGCCUUUCCCCCAGUGUGGAUGUUCACAACAGCAAGGACCACCUGCAUCAGACAGCCACAUACACAAAACACCACAUUGUUCUACAGAACUGAGAAAUGGCAUUAGCUGGAGAAAAUGAGGAGAUAUAUGCUGGUUACCUGUACAAGUCCCCCCAAGCAAGCCUGUUUAAAUUACAGAAAUCAUGGAAGCGGAGGUAUUUUGUUCUUCUGAAGAAAAGUAAAACUACAAGCCAUCUUAAAUAUUUUAAAAGUGAAGAAAUGAAGAGAGGUGAAUCACUUGGAACCAUUGAUCUGUCUCGGGUCUCGUUAAUGUUUCUGAAUCCUGAGAGCCACUCUAUGUGGAAAUGGGUCCAUGAAAAUUUCAGGUGCUCUCCAUCCAAUGUCCUGUUUAUGAAAGUGGCUGACAGAGAAUAUUUUCUCAUUGGGGAAACCAGUCUGGAAAUUGAAAGGUGGUUCAAAGCCUUAUAUGAUGCUAUGAGUAAUCGUCCACACAAACUGCUUGAUCCUAAGGAAACUGGAAGAAUCAGAGACAUCAGUGCACCUCCAAAUUCACUAAAGAAAGACCAGAGGAUUGAGUGGAGACUGGAUACAAGUUCAGACUCUGACAUGCCCUCACCCAAAGAAGAUCAACAUGAAUAAGGAGCAGCUGAAGUGAAGGCAAGCUGAAGAACAGAGUCCCAGAAGAUGCCACUGUGUGUAGAUAUUCUGAAAAAAUUUGACCUUAGUCACUGGGUUUAGCGAAAUGGUUACAGUAAUAUUAACAGUGAUGAUCAUGAAUAAGUAACUCAUCAAUUUAAUAUGUUAGGAAAAAAACUGGUAGUCUUUAUCACAAUGUAUCACUGUGAAUGUAUUUAUGUAGAAAUGUGUGUUUCUACCAAGGUUUCAGAACCAUUUGACGAACUAAGAUAUGAUCAUUUGUAUGAUACAAAUAAUUCAAGAUAGCAUAAGUAAAAAAUAGAAUUAAAAUAAUUAGGAAAUGAUCAAUAUACAGUAUAUAUUAUAUUUAUUAAAAUGUUGUUUGAUGUGAUUGAUUAUGUCUCAUAUUCAAUGGUCUUAGUGUCUGCAUCUGAAAUGAGCUGAAAAUGAACUUUAGGUAAUGAAUCUUACUGUCUAGAGAUUGCCCAUUAAUCUCUAUAUAUAAUUAAGACAUGCUAAUGUGUCACCAUUGGAUCAUCUGAUCCAAAACGCAUUAUACCCUACCCUAUUAUACCUUUUGUCAGACCAAAAAGGCUUAGCUGUUCAAGCUGGUAAACCAUCUUUCCUUAUAACUGACAAAUUGAUUAACAAAUGUUUGAGAUUUUGCUAUUUUCUUAAAAAUGACUUUUCUACAAUUAGUAGUAGUAAAAAAGAACCUUUCUACUAGUUCUUAUCAGCUGCAAAAUAUGCUCUACUAGUUUGAACAGCUUGUCCUGUAUUUUAGAAGCUGGUAGCUGGUCAGACUAACUGGUUGCACUUAUUCAGCAGGUUGUUUGUUUUACAUUUACAUUUAUGGCAUUUGGCAGACACCCCUUAUCCAGAGCGACAUACAUUUAUCUCAUUUAUACAACUGAACAAUUGAAGGUUAAGGGCCUUGCCCAAGGACCCAACAAUAGUAGCUUGGCUGAGGCUUGAACUCCUGACCUUCUGAUCAGUAACCCAGAGCCUUUAACCACUGAGCCACCACUGCCCAUAUGUCAUGGAUAUGUCAAGGAACUGUGGACUUCAGUUCCCAGGAGCCAUUGCACCUCUGCAUCACUGACUACGUUUACAUGGACAGCAGUAAUCUAAUUAUUGACCUUAUUCUGAGUAAGACAGUAUUGUGAUUAAGGUGUUUACAUGAGUCGCUUUUAGAAUAUUCCUUUCGUGUUCCUGUUUUACAAUUUAUAGAACAUAGAUCGAUUAACGGCACAUGUCAUUACGUCACAGCGCCACACCGUCCGACGUUCCCUCCAGAAUUUCACGUACUGACAUACAGUUCGUCUUUGUUUUGGUGCCAUAUACAGUUUUAGGUGUUUUUAUUUUUAAUUUUACAAAAGCCUCAAGUGCAGUCAAUUAUAAGUCAUGCUAUACGUGCAAAUAGACGACUGCUUGAAGCCAUGGGCUGCAUCCCAAACCGUGUACUUACCUACUAUAUAGUAGCCGAGAUAUAUGUAUUUCGCCUACUAUGUACAUGUAUUUCACUAUAUAUUAGUUAAGUAUGCGGUUUCGGACGCAGUCAUGCUCUCUUGUUUGCCGUAAAACGGUUGAUCACUGCCGUGUGUGUACGUGUCCUGACGGAAAAUGCGGUAAAAAAUCCCACACGACGUUAAUAGUGUGAUUAAGGUGUGAACAUGUCUGUAAUGCACGUCGAUAAUGCGACUAAAACAGGAAUACUUCACAUGACUAAAUCCGAUUAGUGUUUACUUCGAGUAUGACUUUAAUCGGAUUAAGGUCACCAAUAAUCACUGUUUACAUGAUAGUUUCUUAAUCAGAGUAUUGUCUUAAUCAGGUUAAUAUCGGAGUAUUGUUGUCUAUGUAAACAUUCUGAGAGUCACAUGACCACCUGCACCUGAUUCUCAUUCAUGUUAACCACUUGUGCGUAUAUAGUCACAGUUUGAACUGCACUCUUUGUCUUGCUUUGAUUGUCUUCUGUUGCCACGUUAUGCUCUCUCGUCUCAUAUGUAUUGUUUGUUUUCAUUUUCAUGUGUUCAUUGUCUCUUCUGGUGUUUUGUUUUUAUAUUGAUUAAACUUUAAAUUUGCACUUG
This is a messenger RNA of Ictalurus furcatus (blue catfish), 3178 nucleotides long. Its product is annotated as pleckstrin homology domain-containing family S member 1-like. NCBI's taxonomy places the organism in Eukaryota, Metazoa, Chordata, Actinopteri, Siluriformes, Ictaluridae. The transcript has 9 exons. The record is from RefSeq and is a predicted model, not a curated record. The coding region runs from base 552 to 1094 and encodes 180 amino acids.